Molecule: messenger RNA, 2553 nt
Organism: Cryptomeria japonica (Japanese cedar)
Lineage: Eukaryota; Viridiplantae; Streptophyta; Pinopsida; Cupressales; Cupressaceae
Product: putative receptor protein kinase ZmPK1
Exons: 1
Coding region: 1-2553 (850 amino acids)
Biological process (GO): protein phosphorylation; recognition of pollen
Molecular function (GO): protein serine/threonine kinase activity; ATP binding
Source: RefSeq, a predicted model, not a curated record
AUGGAUUGUUGUUAUUUUAUUCACCAUCGACACUUGGUAUUGUGUGCACUUUUUGGGCUUUCCCUAAUCUCUGCACAACAGAUUCAUGGAUUACAAAGCCUGAGCUUAGGAGAUUCCCUCACACCGGAAAGAAAUCAAACUGUCCUACAGUCUCCGGAUGGCACAUUUUCCGCUGGGUUUUAUGCUGUUGGCAUCAACGCCUAUAGUUUUGCAAUAUGGUAUUCUCAAACUUGCUUCCCGUAUACAGUUGUUUGGAUGGCCAAUAGGGACCGACCUGUCAACGGCAAGGAUUCCCGUCUUCGUCUUCAGAAGGACGGAAACUUCGUACUUUUGGAUGUAGAUGGAAGCGCUGUAUGGACAACGAACACCAGAGGUCUUGAUGUGACGGAAGCGGAGCUUCUACCUGCGGGGAAUCUUGUCCUACUCGGCUCUACCGGACAAAUAAUUUGGCAAAGCUUCGAUUCGCCUACUGAUACCCUUCUUCCCAAGCAGUUCUUCACAAAGAACACACAGCUCAUUUCCAGAAUGGGAUCGGAAAACUACAGGUCUGGCUACUAUCGUCUAUAUUUCAGCGAUGACAACUAUCUCGGGCUCAUUUACGAAGGGUUGAAUGUCUCCAGCAAGUAUUGGCCUGAUCCAUGGAACACUCCAGCUGAUAACGGCAGAAACACUUUUAAUAUUACUCGCAUAGCAGUUCUAGACGGAUCUGGUGGUUUCAGCUCAAGCGAUCAGUUUAGUUUUAAUGCUUGGGACUAUGGUGAAGGUCCCCUCAGAAGAUUGACUCUGGAUAUUGACGGUAACCUGAGAUUGUACAGCCUCAAUUUGCAAAAUCACAGCUGGAAAAUCUCAUGGAUUGCAAAGUUACAGCAGUGCAGAAUCCACGGUCUGUGCGGUCCUUAUGGUAUGUGCACAUAUACACCAGAGCCCAUAUGUGUGUGCCCGCCUGGUUUUGAAAGAGUGGAUUUAAAUGAUUGGUUCAAAGGAUGCCGACCGCUCAAGAAGCUCUCUUGCGGUGCAAAUCGUUCGCAGAUUAUUAAGCUUCCGUUGGCAGAUUAUUAUGGUUAUGAUUAUUUCAAAAGAGAUGGUAUGUCAAUACUGGAGUGCGAAAAAUUCUGCAUGGAUGAUUGCAAUUGUUUAGGGUUUAGCUACAGAAACAGCGGCACAGGUACUUGCUAUCCGAAGUAUUUACUUAUUAGUGGAUUUCAAUCCCCAGAGGCUGGAAAUGACAUGUAUAUUAAAAUAUCCAUUGAUGAAUCUUCAGUGACCAAUAUCUCAUCUCUGCCGAAGUUACUGCAUUCUGACUCGGGCUCACCGCAAUGUUCGCUGCAGUUGGAAUCCCUAGUACAACCACAAAAUAUUUCGUGUACAGUUGGAAAGAAGGGGCAAACAAGUCAGCUGACCAUUGCUCUGGUCUCUUUUGUUGCUGCUCUUGGGUUCACAGAAAUUGUUUGCAUAGCUUUGGGACGAUGGUUUUUCAUUAAAGCUUUUCACGAGGCCGAUGUCUAUAAUCGACAAGGCUACUUCGCCGUUCCUGGAGGGCUCAAAAGGUUUAAGUUUUCAGAACUUAGUAGAGCGACGGAAAAUUUCAGAGAGAGUGUUGGAAAGGGUCGAUUUGGGAGUGUGUUCAAGGGCCUUCUCCUCGCCGAAAACAAAGUGGUUGCAGUGAAGCGAUUGGAAAGAGUGUCUCAAGGAGAAGAUGAGUUCUGGGCAGACUUAAGAACGGUUGGCCGCGUCAAUCACAUAAAUCUGGUUAGAAUGUUUGGAUACUGUGUAGAGGCAAAGCACAGACUGUUGGUUUAUGAGUAUGUUGAGAAUGGUUCGCUGGACAGAUAUUUGUUUACCCAAGACAGCUCAAGAGUCUUAGAUUGGAACACAAGAUUGCAAAUUGCAGUGGGCACGGCGAAAGGGUUGGCUUAUCUGCACGAGGAAUGCCUGGAACGGGUUUUCCACUGCGACAUCAAACCAGAGAAUAUUCUUCUGGACCAGCAGUUUCGUGCGAAAAUAUCAGACUUUGGAGUGGCAAAGCUGGCUGGCAGUGGGCAUGUAAAUAGCGGUCUCGCCUUCUCUACCAUACGAGGGACAAGAGGGUACCUGGCGCCGGAGUGGACGAUGAACCUUCCUAUCACAGCAAAGGCAGACGUUUACAGUUUCGGGAUUCUUCUCUUGGAAUUAGUUAGCGGGCAGAAGGCUGCGCAGUUUAAUCUGUCAGGAAAUAAUUUUGUGCAAUGGGCUUUCGACAAUGUUAAAGAUAAGAAAUGGACAGAGAACAUGGUAGAUCCAAAAUUAGGAACGAGGGAUGUGGAGUGGAAAUCAAUGGUGGAAAUGGAGAGGGUGUUGAAAAUAGCGUUGCUGUGCAUUGAGCAGGACAAUGAUGAGAGGCCUUCCAUGAGCCAGGUCGUUGAGAUGUUAAAUCCGGCAGUAGAAGAAGGCGAUGGGAAAGAGAUUGAAAUGUCCCAAAUAUUUAGGCAGACGGGUCAAUUAUCGUAUUAUGAAUCGACCCCUUCAGAUGCAUCAACAUCCCAAAUUUCUCCCUUGUCAGUUGCUUAUGAGUAA